Molecule: messenger RNA, 667 nt
Organism: Anopheles moucheti
Lineage: Eukaryota; Metazoa; Arthropoda; Insecta; Diptera; Culicidae
Gene: MED22
Product: mediator of RNA polymerase II transcription subunit 22
Exons: 2
Coding region: 99-515 (138 amino acids)
Biological process (GO): regulation of transcription by RNA polymerase II
Cellular component (GO): mediator complex
Molecular function (GO): transcription coregulator activity
Source: RefSeq, a predicted model, not a curated record
CGAAACAAACAGGAAUUUUUAACUCAUCCACGAAAUUUGAUUGCCGCCGAAAAAAGAAUUGCAGAUAGUUCUAAUCAAACAUCAGCAAAUAUCUAAAAAUGCAGCGCAAUCUAACGCAAUCCAAGGAAGCCCUGUUGAAAUCCUACAAUUCUCGACUGAAGGAAGACAUUCGAAGCAUGCGAGAAAAUUUCGAAGAAAUAAUUCGGCUUGCCAAAGGUGAAAAUGAUACCCAACUAUCAAAGAUAACGCAAUGCGAACAGGACACGUACGAAACGCAAGUACGUGCAGCAAACAUUGUGCGGGCUGGCGAAUCACUUAUGAAGCUCGUGUCUGACAUCAAACAGUACCUAAUCCUGAACGAUUUUCAUUCGGUCAAUGAAGCCAUCUGUAGCAACUCUACGCUCUACCGUACCACACAGAUAGAUCGCGACAACAAGUUGAUGGCUGUCCGGGAUGAUAUGGCGGCCGAUCUGUACGACCUCGAGGAAGAAUAUUACACAAGCAUUUACAAGUGAAAAGAUAGGUUUAUUUGCCUUAAUAAUAAAUUAACAUAACACACACGAUAUGGGUGCGAUUUUAUUUAGAAGCUUUCUUCUUUUUCUUCGAGCUGAAACGAUCGAGCACACUUUUCGAUUCAAGCGGUAUGAAAUCGGUCGAUUCCGGUGUA